GAGCGACGAGGUGGUGGCUGUGGCCAGCAUGAACUAUGACCCAAUCGUGUCCAAGGUGGCUGAGGUCCUGGCUGCCGGCAGGACCAUCCGAAAGCGUGAUGUGGAGCUGUUUGUCCAUCACGGCAAGUACGUUUGGUUUGGGGUCCUGGGUGAGCUGGGCAUGUUGCUCUACUUCAACGUCUACUACUUCCCGGUCUGGUUCCUGGCUGAGGGGUUGAUGCUGCAGCUGAAGUACCACCUGCUGCCUCAGCACUACCAGUUCCUGCUGGUUGCUGCCUUCCUCAUCCUGUCACUGGCCGAGGGCUCCCGCCUCUACCUGGGCUACGUGGGGAACCUGCAGGAGAAGGUAAACAGCCAGGUCAUCCACCUGCCGCUGGAGAUGGCCGUGCACAGCCUCCUCCUGGCCUUCCUUGUCACGGAGAUCACAGCUGCCUUCCUGGCGCUGAAGACCAUGACCAAGCGGCUGGCAGCACAGUUCUUCCUGCAGCAGUUCAAGGAGGGCGACAGGGGAUGGCCGGGGCAGGCAGCGGAGGGGUGA
Molecule: messenger RNA, 538 nt
Organism: Pterocles gutturalis (yellow-throated sandgrouse)
Lineage: Eukaryota; Metazoa; Chordata; Aves; Pterocliformes; Pteroclidae
Product: transmembrane protein 17A-like
Exons: 5
Biological process (GO): non-motile cilium assembly
Cellular component (GO): ciliary transition zone
Source: RefSeq, a predicted model, not a curated record